Molecule: messenger RNA, 156 nt
Organism: Entrophospora sp. SA101
Lineage: Eukaryota; Fungi; Glomeromycota; Glomeromycetes; Entrophosporales; Entrophosporaceae
Source: the annotation of a GenBank genome assembly
AUGGCAAAUCUACCAACAAUCAAAACAAGGAUAAAGAGUGCUGGUGAUUAUCCUUUGAAGGGAGAAAGAGGUGAUUUAAUACUGGAUAAAUCGGCGAGAAACUUAAAAUCGUUAAUUUGCAACAAAUCUCGUUUCAAUGAUCCAAGAAAAUUGUAA